Messenger RNA from Daucus carota subsp. sativus, 2617 nucleotides. Its product is annotated as acetyl-coenzyme A synthetase, chloroplastic/glyoxysomal. NCBI's taxonomy places the organism in Eukaryota, Viridiplantae, Streptophyta, Magnoliopsida, Apiales, Apiaceae. Gene Ontology annotation, molecular function: acetyl-CoA synthetase activity; AMP binding. The transcript is spliced from 18 exons. The record is from RefSeq and is a predicted model, not a curated record. Bases 102 to 2285 code for a protein of 727 amino acids.
UACAUUUUAUAGGAGUAUUAAAGUCCGUGCCGCGUCCCCGUCCCCCGAUGUAUAUACAUAUGUAAAAGGCAUAAUCCAGGCAGCAAAGCAGUGUUUGCAAAAUGAUUACUGUUCCAGCAGCUUCUGCUUACUACUACUCCUCCUCUUGUUAUAAUCCUCAUCCAAAUCAUAAUGGUGACAGCAAAUCCAAGCUACCUGGAGGAUUAUAUAAAAUCAAUGUUGAGGCUAGCAGCGCAAGCAGAAGAGGAAAAUCCAGGACUCAGCAUCAUCAUCAGCUUAACGCUCUCGUACUGGGCCAGGCUCCUGCUUCUGAGCAAGAUGAUCUUUGUCUUCCUAGUCAUGAUUUCUCGUCUCAAGCUCUCGUCCCCUCUUUUCACAAGUAUAUGGACAUGUACAAGAGGUCAGUGGAGGACCCAGCUGGGUUUUGGUCUGAUAUUGCAGCUCAAUUUUACUGGAAAUCGAGAUGGGAUCCUGCUGUCUGCUCUGGGAAUCUUGAUGUUAGGAAAGGCAAUGUCAACAUUAAGUGGUUCGAGGGUGGUAUUACCAAUAUAUGUUACAACUGCUUGGAUAAAAACAUUGAGUUGGGGAAUGGAGACAAAAUUGCAAUUUAUUGGGAGGGAAACGAGCCUGGUGCGGAUGCCUCUUUGACAUACACGCAGCUUCUCCAAAGGGUUUGCCAGCUUGCUAAUUACUUGAAAGAUAUCGGUGUCAGAAAGGGUGAUGCUGUUUUAAUUUACUUGCCCAUGUUAGCAGAGUUACCAAUUGCUAUGCUUGCAUGUGCUCGAAUCGGUGCAGUCCACUCGGUUGUUUUUGCUGGAUUCUCUGCUGAAUCUGUUGCCCAAAGAAUAAAUGAUUGCAAACCGAAGGUAAUGAUAACUUGCAAUGCUGUCAUGCGGGGGUCUAAGCUGAUAAAUCUCAAACAAAUUGUUGACGCUGCACUCGCAGAAUCAUCCCAGCAUGGGUUUUCUUUAGGUGUAUGCUUGACCUAUGAAAAUAAACCAGCAAUGAAGAGAGAAGCUACUGGAUGGCAAGUGGGAAGAGAUGUCUGGUGGCAGGAUGUUGUGCCUAAAUAUCCAACUAUGUCCGAAGUGGAGUGGGUUGACGCGGAAGAUCCACUUUUUCUGCUCUAUACCAGUGGGAGCACAGGAAAGCCAAAGGGUGUACUGCAUACUACAGGAGGCUACAUGGUAUACAGUGCAACAACAUUUAAGUACGCCUUUGAUUAUAAACCGGAAGACGUUUACUGGUGUACUGCUGAUUGUGGUUGGAUUACUGGGCACAGUUAUGUUACUUAUGGACCUAUGCUUAAUGGAGCAACAGUAGUUGUCUUUGAAGGGGCUCCAAAUUAUCCAGAUCCUGGGCGCUCCUGGGCAAUCGUUGACAAGUACAAGGUGACAUUACUUUAUACUGCCCCCACACUGGUGCGGUCUCUUAUGCGCGAGGGAAAUGAGCAUGUUACUCGUUAUUCGCGCAAAUCUUUACGUGUUCUUGGAAGUGUUGGUGAGCCCAUCAAUCCAAGUGCAUGGAGGUGGUUUUAUAAUGUGAUUGGAGACUCCAGGUGCCCAAUAUCUGAUACUUGGUGGCAAACAGAGACAGGUGGCUUCAUGAUUACUCCCCUACCAGGUGCUUGGCCACAGAAGCCUGGUUCUGCUACAUUUCCCUUUUUUGGCAUUCAGCCAGUCAUAGUUGAUGACAAGGGUAAUGAACUUGAAGGCGAGUGUACCGGAUAUCUGUGCAUUAAAGGUUCAUGGCCUGGGGCAUUCCGAACUCUUUAUGGUGAUCAUGAAAGAUAUGAAACUGCGUACUUCAAGCCCUUCCCUGGAUAUUAUUUUAGCGGUGAUGGAUGCAGCAGAGAUAAGGAUGGAUACUACUGGCUUACCGGAAGAGUUGAUGAUGUUAUUAAUGUUAGUGGGCAUCGAAUCGGCACUGCAGAAGUUGAAUCUGCACUACUUUCUCACUAUCAAUGUACUGAAGCUGCUGUAGUUGGUGUUGAGCAUGAGGUCAAAGGACAGGGAAUAUAUGCAUUUGUCACUCUAGCGGAGGGUGUUCCAUACAGCGAGGAGCUUCGUAAAAGUUUAAUACUUGCAGUAAGAAAACAGAUUGGAGCAUUUGCAGCUCCGGACAAGAUCCACUGGGCACCUGGACUUCCAAAAACUAGAAGUGGAAAGAUCAUGAGAAGAAUCCUCAGGAAAAUUGCAUCAAAACAGUGGGACGAGCUUGGGGACACAAGUACACUAGCGGAACCAAAUGUAGUUGAUCAGCUUAUUGCAUUGGCUGAUCAUUAAGAUUCCUGAUUUAUUGAUAAACACUCCAAGAUUAUCUAGUUCCACAAAAACUAAAGCAAGGCAGGUUAGGUGGAAACCAGAAGAUGCUAUAUCAAUAUUCCAGUCCCCCCUGUGAGAUUAUCAUUCAACUUUUCCAGAUUAUGACGAAAACCAUAGAAAUGCAAUGGUCAACUGAAUCACCGGAUCCGUUUGGAUUUGGUAUCAAGUUUUCCAGUGAUUAUAUAGUGUCAUCACCAGAUAACAAACGAGGCACUCACAUUAUGAGUGGAAAAAGUAUGAAUAAUAUCAAAUAAACAUAAGAUUGUGAUGUAUAUCAAUUUUAAAAUUUUUUA